Maylandia zebra (zebra mbuna) is the source of this 1310-nucleotide messenger RNA. It is a transcript of the gene hus1, whose product is annotated as HUS1 checkpoint clamp component. Lineage: Eukaryota; Metazoa; Chordata; Actinopteri; Cichliformes; Cichlidae. Gene Ontology annotation, cellular component: nucleolus; checkpoint clamp complex; site of double-strand break. Gene Ontology annotation, biological process: mitotic DNA replication checkpoint signaling; meiotic DNA integrity checkpoint signaling; mitotic intra-S DNA damage checkpoint signaling. The record is from RefSeq and is a predicted model, not a curated record.
UCGUUGGGCGGAACAAUUAACAGCUUCCAGGUGGCUAUUGUUUCCGCCGGACCGUAGACACAGACGGACCAAACAAAUCAAAAAGUUCCCCGCCUGAAGUCAAAACGGAAGAUUAAAUUCUGCUGUCGGGACGAAAAAAUGAAGUUUCGGGGGAAAAUCAUCGACAUCGCCUGUUUGAACCACUUCACCCGAGUCGUCACCACCAUCUCAAAGCUGACAAAGAUGUGCGUCCUGCGGCUGACGCCGGACAACCUGUUCUUCGUUCUGUCCGGUAAAGUGGCCAACGGCGGCGUCAGCAUGUGGUGUGAGCUGUCACAGGCCAACUUCUUCGACGAGUACCAGAUGGAGGGCGUGUCCUCCGAGGACAACGAGAUCUGUCUGGAGGUGACUCCGGAGAAUCUGUCCAGAGCCCUGAAGACGGUCCAGAACGCCAAGGCGGUCAAAGUCAAACUGACCAAGAAGCACUGCCCCUGCCUCACCAUCGCCGCCGAGCUGCCCACCCUGUCCAGCGUCAGUCGAGUCGUCACUCACGACGUCCCCGUUGACGUCAUCCCCCGGAGACUGUGGCACGAGUUCAAAGAGCCGAGCAUGCCGGACUUUGAUGUCAGCAUCUACCUCCCUCCCCUGAAGACCAUGAAGAACAUCGUGGACAGGAUGAAGAACCUCUCCAACUUCCUGGUAAUCGAAGCCAACCUGAACGGCGAGAUGAACCUGAAGAUUGAGACCGAUCUGGUUUCCGUGACGACUCACUUCAGAGACCUGGGGAACCCUCCGUGGGGCGAUGACGCCUCCCAGGAUGGCGGCCCGUCUCAGAGCAGGGACCCGGAGAGCAUGGUGGAGGCCAGGGUGGACAUCAGGAGGCUGCAGCAGUUCCUCGUGGGGCAGCAGGUCAACCCCAGCAAGGCCAUGUGCAACAUCGUCCAUCAGAGCGUCCUCCACCUGAUUCUGCUGCAUGAAGACAUGUCGCUGCAGUACUUUAUCCCCGCCGUGGCGUAGACGCUCUGCUCGGCGCCAGUCUGAGGAAGUAAAGCUGGACUAAACGGUUUCAGGUGUUUCAUCACAUGGACACAAAGCUGAGCGCGCCUGUGCUCCGUCUGACGGAGGCUCUCCUCUCUGACCUGUGAUGGUGUUGGAGGCGACGCAGGACGGAGGAGCUUUGGACCGCUGAGAUAAAGAGUCUGUGUUUGUGAGACGUUUUGACGGUUUUUGAUUAAAAGUGUUUGAAAAUAAAAACGUUUGAAUAUGUAAGUUCCUUUUUUAAAAAGUGACAAUAAAAUAAAAACUGAAGUAUAAACAUUUUGUCUGCUGCA